Messenger RNA from Fonticula alba, 2267 nucleotides. RefSeq lists its product as hypothetical. Gene Ontology annotation, cellular component: nucleus. The record is from RefSeq and is a predicted model, not a curated record. NCBI's taxonomy places the organism in Eukaryota, Rotosphaerida, Fonticulaceae. Gene Ontology annotation, molecular function: protein-lysine N-methyltransferase activity. The transcript is spliced from 5 exons. Gene Ontology annotation, biological process: peptidyl-lysine monomethylation. The coding region runs from base 140 to 1945 and encodes 601 amino acids.
CGGGGAGGCCGCCGGGCCUGCACAGGACACGGCCCUUCGCUUCCCUCCCCGACAACACCUUUCCCCUCCCCUCCCCCCUCUCCGCUUCUUUUUCGUGCCACGCCCCGUUCUCCCCUCGCCUGGAAUAUCCCCCGCCACGAUGAGGAUUCCCGCGCUGGUCUUGGCCCUGCUGGCCUUGCUGGCGGCCACCCUGCUGAGCGCCGCGCCCGGGCUGGCGCUGGACUCCGCCGCGCCCGGCAACUCCACGGCCCCCACCGGGCGGGAGAUGGGCUUCUCGGCCUCGCCGUCGGCGGACGUCGAGCGGCGCUUCCUCCGGCUGUCGGGCUACUUCGACUGGCUGCAAGCGUCCGGCGUCCGGGUGGGAUCCCUGUCGCCGGCCUCGGUCUCCGACGAUGGCAAGGAUGCCCGGUCCUUCUUCGGGCCGGAUGUGUCGCUGCACGUCCACGGCCCGGGCGGCAUUGGCGGCAUUUCGCUGGCCUCUCGUCGGGACAUCCCGGCGGAUGCCCUGCUGUUGCGCGUGCCGGCCGACGCGCUGCUCAUCUUCGAGCCGAGUCUCGUGGCCGGCAUCAAGCUGACCCCGGAGCACCGGCUGACCCUGACCGACCAGGUGGCCAUCUUCCUCAUCCAGCAGCGCAGCGACCCCUCCUCCAAGUGGUAUCACUUCCUGCACUCGCUGCCGGAGAUCUUCCGGACGCCGAUCUACUUCGAGGCUGAGGAGGCGGCCGAUCUGACCGGCACCGACGCCUGGUACUACUUCUUUUCGCGGGAGAAGCACAUCUCGGAGAACUUCGCCGAGAUCCGCCAGGCCCUGGAGACGCGCAAGGCCAGCGGCCGGCCGGUUGUCAUCGAGCCGGAGCUCUUCACUCGGGAUGCCUUCCGCUGGGCCCUGUCGGUCCAGUGGAACUACCUCUUCGAGUUUGACCUGUCGCGCUCGCCGCUGGAGGACGCGCAGCUCCUGAAGUUCAUGGCCCCCCUGGCGGAGCUCUUCCAGCCCUCGAACCCGUUCGCCGGGGCGGAGCUUCCGGCCUCGGGCGAGGCGCUGGCCGACCCGGACCACCAGCCGGAGGAUGGCCUGGAGGAGGCCGUGGAGAAUGUGGCCUGCACGCUGACGCUGGCUACGGACGCCUCCCGGGACCCGGACAGCUACAGCCGCCUGGCGGAUGUCCUGGCGGCGGUGGCCUCGUUGGAGUGCCGUGCGCUGCGGGACAUCCCGGCCGGGUCGAUGCUCUUCCGUAACUACGGCAAGCCCAACUCCAAUGCGGUGCUCAUGUCGGAGAUUGGGACCGCCUUUUCGGAUAACCACGCCGACACCGUGGUGGUCCCCAUGCCGAAGAUGUCGGUCUCCGACAUCGCCCGCACGCACCCGGUGUUCAACUUCUUCCCGGACAACUUCCUGGAGAGCAUGUCCUCCACGACCAAUGAGUACUCGGAGUUCACCGUCGACUGGACCGGCAUGCCGACCGAGGACCCGGCCCUGAUGGCCUACUUCCGCCUGUGGGAGAUGACCCCGGACGAGCGCGACCGCACCCUCACCGACACGGAGUACGCCCAUGCGGUGACGCUGCGCCUGCUGGACGGCCGCCCGCUCUCCGUGGAGAAUGAGAUCGCCGUGGUCAAGCGCCUGAUUUCCUACAUCGGCGCGCGCCAGGCCCGGUACCGUGCGGAUCUCGAUGACGAGUAUGCCUCGCUGGAUCGCAUUGAGACCGACCUGGCCGAGGCGGCCGUCGGCGAUGACCUGAACCUCUACCAUGCGCUGAUGGUGAAGCACUCCAUUUUCACCUUGCGAUCUGCGGAGCAGCUCCUUCUCCGGGUGAACUCCGAGCUGCUGCGCCAGCGCCUGGAGCAGCUCCAGGCCGACCCGGACAAUCUGGAAGCCCCGCAGCCGGGCCUGCCCAAGGCGCCGGAAGCCCCGCCCCGGACGUUCUCCCUGCGCGACGACCUGUGAGAGUGGGCAUCACUGUUGGCGGCGAAGGGGGCUGAGGGAGCCGGGGCGGGGCUUCGUGUGUGCGCGGCCCUGUCCCCCCCCCCUCCCCCCCCGGCGCGCCCUCCCUUGCGGGACUCCCCCUGUGGCGGCACUGCUGGUUGGUGUCGCCCGGCGCUGGUGGAUGGCGUUCUCCCCUCCUCCCGGCCUGGCCUUGGCGCCCUUUGGGGCGAAUGCAUGUGCCUCGGCGAAUACAUGCAUGUGCAUUUAUUCGCAUGCGCGUGUCCAUGCUGUCAUGUGUUGGUGAGUGUGAGUGCUUUGACGGGGGGGGGGGGGGGGGGGGGGG